This is a messenger RNA of Ceratotherium simum simum (southern white rhinoceros), 2221 nucleotides long. NCBI's taxonomy places the organism in Eukaryota, Metazoa, Chordata, Mammalia, Perissodactyla, Rhinocerotidae. The record is from RefSeq and is a predicted model, not a curated record.
UGGCCCUCGUAGGUACUGGCAGGUGGCUUGGUGCUCCUCUCAGCUGCCCACCAUGGCCCGGGGACUGCCCAGCACUGCCAGCCUGGGGCGCUUCUGCCAGAAGCUGAACUGGCAGAAGACACUGAAGGAGUCCACCAGGGAGACGUCACUGCAGCGCCACCUGACCACGCUGGACCUGACCCUGCUAGGUGUGGGUGCCAUGACGGGCUUUGGCCUCUACGUGUUCAUGGGCAUUGUGGCCAAGGCGAUGGCCGGCCCUGCAGUGCUCGUGUCCCUCAGCGUGGCUGCUGUUGCCUCCCUGCUGGCAGCCCUAUGCUACGCAGAGUUCAGAGGACUUGUGCCCACCACAGGCUCUGCCUACCUGUUCACUUAUGUGUCCAUGGGCGAGCUGUGGGCCUUCCUCAUUGGCUGGAACAUGCUCCUCCGGUGCCUCAUUAUUGGCACCACUGUGGCCCGCACCUGGAGCGGCUACCUGAAUGCCAUCUUCAGCCACCACAUCCGCAGCUUCAUUGAGGCCCAUGUGGGCAUCUGGCAGGUGCCCUUCCUGGCCCAAUACCCAGAUUUCUUGGCUGCUGGCAUCAUACUUUUAGUCUCUACAUUCGUCUUUUGUGGAGUCCGUGUCUUUUCCUGGCUCAACCGCACCGUAUGUGCCAUCAGCUUGGUCGUCAUCCUCUUCACCAUCAUCCUGGGUUGUGUCCUGGUCCGCCCACACAACUGGAGCACAGAGGAGGGGGGCUUUGCUCCCUUUGGCUUCUCUGGCAUCAUGGCUGGUGCUGCCACCUUCUUCAAAGCCUUCGUGGGCUUUGGUGCUAUUUCUGCCUCCAGUGAGGAGGCCCAGAACCCAAAGCGAGCUGUGCCUAUGGCCCUCGUCAUCUCUCUUGGCCUGGUAGCUGGUGGUAACAUCCUCGUCUCCACUGUGCUCACCCUCAUGGUGCCCUGGCACAGCUUGGACCCUGACUGGGCUCUUGCUGAUGCCUUCUACCAGCGGGGUUAUAGCUGGGUGGGCUUCAUUGUGGCAGCUGGCGCAAUCUGCGCCAUGACCACUCUCCUGCUCAGCAGCCUCACUUCUCUGCCACACAUCGUCUCUGACAUGGCCGCUGAUGGGCUCUUCUUCCAGGUGUUUGCCCACGUGCACUCCCGGACACAGGUGCCCAUGGUGGGCAUCCUGGUGUUCGGGGUCAUCAUCGCUUUCCUGGCAUUGCUGCUGGACCAUGAGGCACUGGUCCAGUUCCACUCCAUCAGCUCGAUGCUGGUCUACACCUUCACGGCCACGAGCAUUAUCAUGCCAUGCUUCCAAAAGGCCCCUCCAUCCAGUGCCCCGGGCCCAGCCAGCCCUGGGCGCACAGAGCAGGCCUCAGCCCCUGAGCCCAGGCAGCUGCGACCAGCCCUGAGGCCCUACCUCAGCUUCCUGGGUGGGUGUAGGCCUGGAGCUGCCGUGGCUUGGGCACUCGGUGUCCUGGUGGCCUCGGCCAUCACUCUGGACUGCGUGCUGGUCUUCGGGGACUCAGCCCUGCACCUCCCGCUCUGGGGCUACACCCUGCUGCUCCUGCUCAGCUCCGUCAUGUUUCUGCUCAGUCCCCUCACCCUAGGGGCCCACCAGCAACAGCGCCGGCAGGACACCUUCCAGGUUCCUAUGGUGCCCCUGACUCCAGCCCUGAGCAUCCUCCUCAACAUCUUCCUCAUGCUGCAUCUGAGCUCCCUUACCUGGCUGUGCUUCUCCAUCUGGCUGCUGAUCGGACUCGUCGUGUAUUUUGGCUACGGCAUCCGGCACAGAAAGGAGAACCAGCGGGAGCAGCCGGAAUUCACUGCCACACGUGACAGCCUGGAGGAGACAGUGCAGCCCCUGCAGCUGCCCAGCCAGUCAGUGGCCCAGGAGCCCACCCUCAUGGAUCAGCCCGCCAGUCCAUGAGGACUGAUGGGGCCUACCUGCCUUCCCCACCUGCUUGGGAGGCAGGAGGGGCUGACAGCCCCUUCUAUCCGAGGCAGCUCAGGUUUACAGACCUGCCCAUGCUGGGGCGUCCUCAGGACCUCAGGACCUUAGCCCUGGUGCUGAGCAUCGAGUCUUUGGGAGUAGGCCGUAGCCAGUGCUGGUGUGGUGGACUCUGCCCAGCACCUUCCAGUUUAUGACCAACUCCAGCUACCUGGGCAGGUGGAGUAGGGCGGGCAGGGAAGAGGCUCCCAGCCCCAGGGAUCCACAAUAAUAACUGCUUGGCCAGCCAUG